This is a messenger RNA of Indicator indicator, 600 nucleotides long. Its product is annotated as trafficking protein particle complex subunit 13-like. The transcript has 7 exons. Bases 31 to 600 code for a protein of 189 amino acids. The record is from RefSeq and is a predicted model, not a curated record. Gene Ontology annotation, cellular component: TRAPPIII protein complex. Lineage: Eukaryota; Metazoa; Chordata; Aves; Piciformes; Indicatoridae.
AGCUGUCCCGUAGGAGUGAAGGUUGGCAGUAUGGACGUUAAUCAGCCCAAGCAGGAGCACUUGCUGGCCCUAAAAGUGAUGAGGUUAACCAAACCUACUUUAUUCACUAAUAUUCCAGUGACUUGUGAAGAAAGAGAUUUGCCAGGUAGUCUGUUUAACCAGCUCAUGAAAGAUGAUCCUUCCACUGUAAAGGGAGCAGAAACUUUGAUGCUAGGAGAAAUGCUGACUUUGCCUCAAAAUUUUGGAAAUAUAUUUCUGGGAGAGACUUUUUCCAGUUACAUUAGUGUACACAAUGAUAGUAAUCAAGUUGUCAAGGACAUACUGGUGAAGGCUGAUCUACAGACAAGUUCUCAGCGCUUGAACCUUUCAGCUUCUAGUGCCGCAGUGGCAGAGCUUAAGCCCGACUGUUGCAUUGAUGAUGUGAUUCAUCAUGAAGUAAAAGAGAUAGGAACACACAUCUUAGUUUGUGCAGUAAGUUACACUACGCAGACAGGAGAGAAGAUGUACUUCAGAAAGUUCUUCAAAUUUCAGGUUCUUAAACCACUAGAUGUGAAAACCAAAUUCUACAAUGCUGAGGUAAGCGAGAGCUGUGUGUGUUAA